Messenger RNA from Engraulis encrasicolus (European anchovy), 872 nucleotides. RefSeq lists its product as uncharacterized. Lineage: Eukaryota; Metazoa; Chordata; Actinopteri; Clupeiformes; Engraulidae. The record is from RefSeq and is a predicted model, not a curated record. The transcript has 4 exons. The coding region runs from base 24 to 872 and encodes 282 amino acids.
CGCGCAAACUGAUAAAGAAGAAAAUGAAAUGUAAGAAAUGCCACCACAGCAUGAAGCUGACCAAGAAGAGGAGGACUGCGGACCAUUAUGCUUGGAUAUGUCGACGGACUGCCCACAAAACCACACACACCUCCGUGCGGCAGAAUUCCGUCUUCAGCCACUCCAAAGUCCCCUUUCAAAAGUGGAUCGAGUUCAUGUACAGAUUUUCUCAAGGUCUCAGACUCCGGCAGAUCGACAUGAUGCAAGAUGAAAUUGCCCAGAGUUCUACUACACUGUCCAAAAUGAAUAAAAAGCUGAGGGACAGCUGUGUUUCGGCAAUGGACAGAUUCAGGCAUCGCACAGGACAGCGGAUUGGCGGAAGGAGGGAGUUUGUGGCGAUUGACGAGAGUCAUUUUCGUCACAAGAGGAAGUAUGGGAGAGGACGAGUAGCAGGAGCUUGGCAGAGGAAGAAGUGGGUAUUUGGAAUGCUGGCUGUGAGGCGGGGGAAAACCCGCAAACCCAUCCUCCGCCUGGUUGAGAGGCGUUCAAGGAGACACCUGGUGCCAAUCAUACAACGCCACGUGAAACCGGGAACGGCCAUCAUAAGUGAUGAAUGGCGGGCCUACCGUGUCCUCUCAAAUGCUGGGUAUGUGCACCACAGAGUCAACCACAGUAGGUGGUUUGUUGACCAGAGGAGUGGUGCACAUACCCAGCAUAUUGAGAGAGGCUGGAGGCAUUACAAGGAGCACAUAUGGAGGUUGAGGGGCAACCGUACAGAGAGCUUGCUCUCGGACCACCUAUCCUGGAUAGAGUGGCACGAGUGGUUGGGGAGGAAGCACCACCACGGUGUUUUUGGGAGGCUCCUCCAUGACGUUGCCAAAAUGUACAGAUAG